AUGUCCACAGACACAAUAGCCAACCACGUCCAACAAGAGCUCCUUUCACUGGCUCUCCACAUUUCUGGGCUUCUACUUUUGUCAUCUUUGGAUGGAUUUGACUACCGACGGCGGCUGCUUCUCAUCUGGAACUUUCUCCAGUUCCGUAGAACUUUAGGUUUUGCUUCUGUAAAAUACUGUAAGCGCGCGCCCGGGGGGAGUCUCGUCUUCGGGCCUGCGAUCCCACGCUCUGCAGCAGUUUGCAGACCCGGUAAAGCCACAGGCCUGGCGGGAUUCGGACCACGCCUCCGUUCCCACGCCUCCAGCGUGGGGCGCUCGGCGCCCGGCAGAGGGCGCUCGGCGCCCGCCCCAGUUCCGGGUGGGCGUCGCCCCUGCCGCCGCCACACGUGCGGCUCCUUCCCUGCGGCCCCGCCCCACCACAGGACCCGCCUAACUCCAGCCCUCGCCCCGCUCGGGCCCCGCCCCGGCGCUAGAACCUGUCCCCAGGCCAGGUUCCGCCCCUGCCCCGGGCCACGCCCCGCCGCUGGCCACGCCCCGCCGCUGGCCACGCCCCGCCGCUGGCCACGCCCCGACGCCUCGCCCGCCCCUCGCGGCGCGGCGAUGGCGGCUGAGGUGCGUGCGUUCCUGGAGGUGCGGAGACGGCUGCAGAGCGCGCUACUGGUAGUGGGCGAACCCAAAGAAGGAGGCCUGCCCUUGGAAGUGAGUGUGAGGUGGUCCUCCCUGCAGGUGAGAAGCCCAGAGGGCUGCACUGACAUCCAGCUUCCAGCAGAGGUCAGGCUGGCCCCUUCUACCUGCGGUGGGCUGCAGUAUGUACCCGGAGAUGGACUGCACCUGCGCCUGCAGGCCUGCGCUGAGCCCUGCCCCAAACUGGUUUCAGUGUUUAAUCAAAGCCCACAAGCCCAGGAACAUUACACCUUUUAUUGCCAGUCCUGCGGUGAUGUCAUAAUAAGGGACAGAAGGCUGCUCAGGGUGCUCCCACUGCCCAGCGCCAACUGGGCAGCCCUGGUCGAGGAGUGGUGCUGCCACCCGGACCCGUUCGCCCAGAAGUCUCUUCACCCAGGACACGGUGACUGCUUCGUUGGAGAUACCUUCUAUUUGGUGAACUUAAGAAGCCAACCGUGUCAGGACCCAAAAGCAAAUACCAAAGUAAUUUGUAAGCGUUGCAAGGUAACGCUGGGAGAGACUAUGUCACCAGAAACCACCAAGUUUUAUAUGACCGAGAUAAUUAUUCAGCCAUCUGAGAGAAGUUUUCCCGUCAUACCAAGGUCUGAGUUUGUCCAGAGCAUUGUUGGCCAGCGUCUAGGGGAGCUGGCCUCCGCCCGGAGCACAUUCAGAUUCCUGAUUCAAGGUCAGGAUGGCAGAGUGUUUAUCCUGCUCUGGCUUCUAAACUCAGACAGUUUGGUGAUUGAAGCUUUGAGGAGUUCCAGAAGUGUCACAAAGUUCCCACUGCUGGAAGAGACAUGGAGAACAGACUCCACUUCUGCCAGGAAUGCUGUUAAGGUCCUCUACCAGCCGUGCACCAAGAGCAGAAACGAAAAGCUUGCCCGUGAAUGGGAGAGUGACAUCAGCGUCCACGCCGUCACCCUGCCCUCAGCAAGCUGCUUGGAACUUCUGCUGAUACUGUCCAGGAGCACUGCCACACUACCUGUGUCCCUCCGCCGCAUGAACUCCUUUCAGGUGGCCUUUCUGAAGAUGUGACGGAGGGCACUCAGGCGUUCUUGUUUCCCCAGACUGAGGGAGAACCCCAGAGGCCAGCCGUCUGCUCUGUGGGCAUCAGAUGCAAAGAAAGAACCAGAGCUGCAGAGUAAGAGCGCUGCGUGGAAGAGUUGAGUUUCCUUGUUUGCAUGUGUUCUCUAGAGAAGAGCCAACUUAGCUCUGAAAGCCCAGAGCCGGGAGGGAAGGUGUCCACAAGUGAAGAAUGGUUGCUGCAUCUCUGCUUCCCACCGAGAGGAACAUUCAGAUGUGUGCUGCGUCAGCACCGCUUGCUCACCGAGACCCAUCUGUCUGAGGAUGCGGGGAGGAAUUGGCCUGGAACUGCUGUAAAUCCUAGGAAAUAAACUUUUAAAGAGCUU
Dipodomys ordii (Ord's kangaroo rat) is the source of this 2072-nucleotide messenger RNA. It is a transcript of the gene Ube3d, whose product is annotated as ubiquitin protein ligase E3D. NCBI's taxonomy places the organism in Eukaryota, Metazoa, Chordata, Mammalia, Rodentia, Heteromyidae. Gene Ontology annotation, biological process: protein autoubiquitination; protein polyubiquitination; protein monoubiquitination. Gene Ontology annotation, molecular function: ubiquitin conjugating enzyme binding; cyclin binding; ubiquitin protein ligase activity. Gene Ontology annotation, cellular component: cytosol; nucleus; ubiquitin ligase complex. The transcript is spliced from 11 exons. The coding region runs from base 1 to 1698 and encodes 565 amino acids. The record is from RefSeq and is a predicted model, not a curated record.